AUGUUGGAUCAGCAGGAGUCAUCCGCUUGUUACAACGAGUACAGCCCAUGUGACCAUGCAUGGACAGCAUCGUAUCAUUCGGCAGACAAAGUCUACGAAGAUGAGUCUGACUACGAGCUGGCCUUCGACCUUCAAGGGCGUAAGCAUGUCGAACAGCGCGAUAAUGCAGAUGGCAUUUAUACAAUAACAGAUAGUAACUCGAUCACACUCUCCAUGUACACAAUGCCAGGGAAAGAAAGCGCCAACGCGCUCCGCAGCUCUCUCUACAAUCACUUGCCCCUCCAUCUCAUCACCGACGAAUAUGGCGAAGUGACGCCUCUCAAUGACAUCCUCAGCAAUCAUCUGCCCAAGCUACAAGCAAAACUUUGGCGAGAGCUUCCCCAGCUUCUCGCUGCAAGGCUAUCAACACCAGGGCCAUCGCAAGCUCGGAGUCCAUUCGUCAUAAGCCCCAUGGCGCAGGUGCUGCCGUCUAUCAGCAAUACGGUCUUGUCGGAAGACGAGCAGCUCUUGGCUCGUCAUGUCAAGACGAUUGCCGAUCUACUUGAUUCUAACCACAUCUUUGUCCUCCGUGAUGGUUCAAAGAUGCGUUGUUACAAUCUGACAUGCUGUACGCAGGAUGACAACCAUACCUUCCACACGCACAUCAUCACGAUUGAGCCGCUUCUCGAUUGGGGCACCGUUACCCCUGUGCCUAAUUUGCUCAUAUCUCAGGGAAAGGUACUAGUUUUCAGCCGCGACGGCGAGAAAAUGGCCGACCCUCUGUGGACACUGGAAGUAAAGGCUCUUGCCCGGAAAGAGCCUCUCGCCUAUUGCAUUCGGUGCUUGGAGCAUCUAAUGCGCAUGAGAGUCAAAGCUUGGGCGAUUAUCGACCAACUCGGGCACGUUGCGUAUGGAGCGAUCCAUCCGUAUGACAGACCAACUCGUUCUAUUCACUAUGGGAACAAGCAGACGGAAGUUGACUGGCUUUCUAAAGAACCAUACUUUGCUUCAGACUCUGUGAACAGCGCAUCAGGAAGCAGUGAGCUGUCGAACUCUCACAAUCAGGCGGGUGAUCAGGUCACAGUAACACCUUUGCAGCUCGACGGCCCCAUUGAUUCCCUGCGUCCAGAGCAGCGCCUACUCGCUCCAAGUCACUCCAUGGAAACCCCACGCCUCCGAUCCAAAUUGAAUCUCUCUAGUACAGUUGACCGGUUGGACCAGAAGUGGAGUUCUCACAUGGAAGAGGCGGCUGAAGCCUUAGAGUCAAAAGAUUCACCACAUGGAGCUCGACCAUUCACUCAGGCUCCCGGGCUGACUUCGAGUGAAAAUGUCGCUUCGCCUCUAGCUACUAGAACUUCCACCUGGAACCCUGUCAAUCAGCCUCUUCCCACUCCUGCAACACCUGCAUCCAACCAGACCUUUUAUUACUCGGACACACCACGUCAUCUGCGGUCCGACAGCGGUGACCAUCAACCGAGCUCACCAGCCUUUCGCAACACUACAAGUCCCGUCACCUCUGGCCAUAAGACAACACGUCGGUUCGGUUGCGAGAUUGACACAAACGCAGUUGUUACAUACCUGCGGGCCACUACCGAAUUGACGGAAGACAUGAUAAAGGAUAAAAAAUCAAAGUCUGACAUUCGGAGCUUCUUUGCGCCUGUUCGCUGCCCUUCCGCACAAAUACCAGGGACAGAUUUCGAUGCAGUAAAGACUCGCCUCAACCCCAUACUGAUAUCCGACAGCUCGGAUUCAAUUGAUGAGUCCGAGGAUUCCAGCAACGCAAAGAAUCCCCACGAGCUCAAGGGAGAGACACGCCAGCUCAAGCCUCCGAAGAGAAAGAAGAUAUCCCCGAAGAAGAAGAAGAAGUCACCGACGCGUCCCAAAACCGGUGCCGCAAUCAAACCGCUACCCAAGAACAAGACUGAACGGCCCCAACCCAUCUUCUCCCCGCUAUUCGCCAAGCGCCUCCCUACCAAGCUUGAAGACAUCCCGGACACGGUCUCAGAGGAUACGUUCAAGGCAUACCAAACCCGCCUCCCGGAGCCCAACGACUUGAUUUGCUCGUGCCAAAAGCCCGCGCGAACACUCGAGGUCAAGAUUGCGCAGUGUGCGGGCAACGAGUGCAUAGUUGGCUGGUACCAUUACAUGUGCCUAGAAAAGCGGGAGAAGCUCAAAGCAAACUUUGGAACAAUGGUGUGCCAGCACUGCAUUGUUGACAAACAAUUUGCCGACCAAGACCAGAAGAACGGGUGGAGUGUUGACAAGAUGGUGCAAGCCGAGACGCAAGUAUCCUUCACGAGCAAGGAGCUGUUGGGCGCCUUCCCGGAGAUCGGAGGUGUUAUGGGAGUCAAGAAUCCGUAUGGGCUUGCUGUUGCUACUGCUGAGGACGAGGCUGGCUUGCUAGAUUCCGCCGCAUCGAUGUCGGCCCCGGAGAAUCAUGGCGUUCUGGGUUCGCUUGCGUGCUUCGGAUAUGCCGACUCUCGACCUCAUGUUGUUACGGAGGCGUAUACGAAUGCGCAGGCAUACGUAUAUGAUGCCGAAGACUAUGACGUAUACUACGAUGAGGAGGAAACUUUCUACGAAGACGAGAACAUGUACUACGACGAGGAGACUAUGGAGGAUAAGGACGAGGACGAUGAUAUGCUGAUAGACGAAGAGACUGAAUCGGGUUAG
Molecule: messenger RNA, 2652 nt
Organism: Cucurbitaria berberidis CBS 394.84
Lineage: Eukaryota; Fungi; Ascomycota; Dothideomycetes; Pleosporales; Cucurbitariaceae
Exons: 3
Coding region: 1-2652 (883 amino acids)
Source: RefSeq, a predicted model, not a curated record